CAAGAGCAUCCCUUCGUGUUCAGUUAGUUGCUGUUUCCAGCUCUAGCGCAGCAGCCUCAGCAGCUCACCAUCACUGAAUCCAGGGCAGCCAGUGGGGCAGGCAACUUUUUGGAGUGGGAGGGAAAUCAGAAAGGCCAGUGUCAGUGUGAAACAGUUGAUAAAUCUCUAGCACAAAGAUGAUGGCAUGUACAGAGAUGCUGACAAUGUGCUUGCUCUCUGCCAAGCACGCUUACCGCAUGAAAUCCACAGAGACCCCACAGCACUAUGGCAAGGGAUUAGCAAUCUUCCAAGAUAUUUUUCGAAGAGCUGACAAGAAUGAUGAUGGGAAGCUGUCAUUUGAAGAGUUUAAGAACUGUUGUGCUGAUGGCAUCCUCAGCUCUGAGGAACUGUGGGAACUGUUCAAUGACAUUGACAGACGUCAUUCAGGCAAUUUGGAGACCGAGAAGUUGUGUGAUUAUUUCUCAGAACAUCUUGGAGAAUACAGACAUGUUUUGUCUGCUCUGGAGCAACUCAACACCGCUGUCCUGUCAGCUAUGGAUAAAACCAAACUGGUAUAUGAGAGCUCCUCCAAGAUGGAACAGUUUGUGACCCGCUUCCUUCUGCGGGAGACAAUGAACCAGCUGCAGUCUCUGCAAGUCUCCCUGGAGUGUGCUGCAGACACUAUUGAAGAACAGGCUGGCCGAGAAAGGAAUAAUAUGAACAAAUCAGAAGCUUUGAUUGGCCAACGCACUACAAAAAGAUGUGGUCGAAGAAUUCAGAAGAACAUCUGCUUUUCCCCUACAGAUCCUUAUUCUGGGAUGCUGACCACAGGUGUUUGUGUGGAAACUGACAGCCAGUGGCCUUCUGAAAUAACCCAACUACAGCAGCUCAUUGGGAAACUGGAAUGUAAGAGUCCACGGCUGGAACCUUUGAAAUAUAAUACAGUCUGCAAAGGAACAGAUUCCCACAUCUUGGUGGCACAGAGACAGAUCUCAGUGGCAGAAAGUGGAUUACUGGCAUUCUGCCAAAUUCUCCAGAUCUACACAGAAAUCACAGCUGGACAGAGCAGCUGCCUACAUGUGUCUGCCCACAAACUGGUGAAUGAUGCCUGCUUCAUCCUUUACGAAUUCUGGCAAGAUGUAGUUUCUUGGAGAAGCCAUCUACAGUCAGAUAACAGUAAGAAAUUCCAUCAUGCCAUCACUGAUCUUUUGGAUGCUCCAGAGCUCUUGACCACUAUGUUGUUCCCAGCUUCCUGGUGGAUUAUGAACAACAACUGAUCUCCCCAUAAUACUAUCUCAAUGCAACCAGCAUGUGAUGGAUCAAGCACCAUCUUUCCAAUACAGCCUUCCUUCCAGAGGUGCCCAUUCUCAUCCUAUUCUCUGCAAUGUUGUUUUCCUUUUCUAUAUUAACGUGGAAUGCUUCCUUUCUUCUGCAGCCAUGCAAACAAGAUGGGCCUUACCAUCUUUCCUGAACAUGACUUAUUCCAUUCUUUAAUUCUGAUGUACAAUUUUCAUUCCAAACUGUAUAAUAGCCUUGCUAGCCUUUCUGGCUAUAAGAAGAGGCUAUCCCUGAAGCAAGGUGGACAGUGAUGCAACAAUUGAUUGGCCAUACGUACUGGUUCACAAAGGGAACAAAAUUAGAAUAUUUGGGCACAGUAAUUGUAAAAGUUGAAGGAGGAAGUCUUCUUCAGGGCAUACAUCAGUAUGUGUUUUUUGGCUCCACAAGAAGAUAUAGCAGGAGCUACUUCCCACAUCACUGAAUUUCAUUUGAAAUGGAGUCAUCAAUUAAUAUAGUGCCUAGACAAUCUUGUCUAGAACUUGCAUUUUUCCAGAUUCCUUCUUACCAGAUUUGUAUACUAAAUGCUAUGGUUGGGUUUGUACAAGCUCCAAAAUUCGUAACUCAAAUUUGAAUUUGGUAAUGUAUAUGAAUUCAGAAGCAAUGCACAUGAUGAUUUUCAGUAAUGAUGUUUGAAAGUAGAUUUCCUGGUGCAGUGUUGGUUUGGAAGUUUUGUAGUCCAGAUGUGAAUUCUAGUCCAUUAUUUGAAAUCAUUUCCAUUGUAUCAUUUUACCUUUAAAAGCAAAAGCAAUUAUAAUGAACAAAAAUAAAGUAGGAAAGUUUUCAUUUUACCACUGAUGAACAGCCUGCCUGAGCAUAUUAAGCAGAAUGGUAUGACAUUACACCUUUUUUUGCCUUCAUAAGUAUUCCAAAUAUUAGCCCAGAAAUACAAAAUUGGAAAUUUAAAGAAAUAUAACUUGGAAUAUAAAUUUGAAGGAGUAAACAGAUGGGGGUAAGAAUUUCACAAACAAGCAGCCUAGCAUAUCUUAAAACUGGUUCAAUUAAUUCUCUUUCCUAAGAACUGUAACUUUUUGAUAGGAAAGUUAUGAGUCUCCAACAGAAUAUCCAGCACCUUCUUUAAAUUUUAAUUCCCAGGAAAUGUUGGGAAAAGACAGGUUAAUUUUGUGGAGAUGGCCAUGAUCUCAUAUUUCCAGGCAGUCUCUACAGUAGCUGACUGAUCUUUGGCAAAGUGCAAUCAAGCACCACCUGUACUAUUAUAAAUAAAAUGGAGCUAAAAAUUAGAAAUGUGCAUGCUAUCUGAAAAAUUGAUUGAUUGAUUUCUCUGAAAUGGUACUUGGAUGCUGUGCCAUUUGUAUAUGGUUUUAUAUUUUAUGAGUGCUUCCCCUAUAAGACUGGGGAAAUUGUUCAUUUUCAAAACAAAAUGAGAAAGUUACAGUCCAAGGACAUAAAACAACAUUAUUAAUUUUACAAAUGCCUGAUUAUUUAACGUUCUUUUUGUGUAUAUAUAAUCAGUAGUCAAAACAUGGUUGUACCUCCACUUUCCUUGUCUCUUAAUAAACAAUUCUGUAUUCCUGCUUUAGACUGGUUAAAUUUUAGUCUGUUCCUUCUGAUUAAUCUUCCUAAAUUUCUUCAUGUGAAUAAUAGCGGCUAGAGAAAGUCAAAUUUUCCUGAUGAAAUUUCUUCCAAAAAAUGCUAUUUUGUAUUCUGUAAUAAAUGCUGAUGUGCU
Messenger RNA from Candoia aspera, 3001 nucleotides. It is a transcript of the gene NECAB3, whose product is annotated as N-terminal EF-hand calcium binding protein 3. The coding region runs from base 177 to 1256 and encodes 359 amino acids. Gene Ontology annotation, biological process: regulation of amyloid precursor protein biosynthetic process. The transcript is spliced from 13 exons. NCBI's taxonomy places the organism in Eukaryota, Metazoa, Chordata, Lepidosauria, Squamata, Candoiidae. The record is from RefSeq and is a predicted model, not a curated record. Gene Ontology annotation, molecular function: calcium ion binding. Gene Ontology annotation, cellular component: endoplasmic reticulum; Golgi cis cisterna; cytoplasm.